CUAUUUUUCCUCUUUAGGAGCUAAUAAUAGUUUUGUAGCGGUCUGUCUCUUUGUUUCCAAAUUUUGUAUCAAAUUUUAAAUUUUAAUAUGGAGUAAUGAUAGGGUGGAUGUAAAUUUGGGACAAAAAUUUAGAAUUAAUGAGGUGGCCAACAGAAAACAAGAGGAAAAUAGGGGCAAUAGAAGGCUUGAGGCUUGUCCAUUACAGUCCCUCUACUCAAACUCAACCACUGGCCUUGGCUCAUCCCGGCUCUCUUCUCGGGAAAAAUAACAUCGGGAAUGGAGGUGAUUGGUGAUUAUUGCUGCUGCAGAAGUUUGGCUCCUGUUAGAGCAUGUACCAUGGGAAUGAUAAAAAAUAUCAUUAUAA
Molecule: messenger RNA, 364 nt
Organism: Rubroshorea leprosula
Lineage: Eukaryota; Viridiplantae; Streptophyta; Magnoliopsida; Malvales; Dipterocarpaceae
Source: the annotation of a GenBank genome assembly